Messenger RNA from Amoebophrya sp. A120, 412 nucleotides. Lineage: Eukaryota; Dinophyceae; Syndiniales; Amoebophryaceae. The record is from the annotation of a GenBank genome assembly.
AUGAAUUUGAACAUGCAAGAACUUGAGCCACCUGCUCUCGGAUUGUCCCUCAUCAAAGAGGACCGAUUUGAGCUACAACAACGACUGCGACUGACUACGUAUUGGAACGAAAUUAGCUACGAAAUACUUAAAAUCAAUUUCAAUAUCAAAAAAAUGAACACGGCUUCAACGAUUUUGCAAUCUUAUCUUGGUGUCGCCCUAGUAUCGACGAAACAUGGUCGUCCUCUUUGCCAUCUCGACAGGACGCUCCCUUUGCCUCAAUUUUUUGUACCUCCCAGUGCAACUCAAAAAGCGUACAGCAGCACACUUGGCAAAUUAUCAAUGUGUUUGCUGUAUGUAUCAAUAUGGAAAUUGAAGAAUACCCUUGAUGAGAAUACGAAGACAACUUUCCUGAUGAAUCAAAAGCGAUGAU